This is a messenger RNA of Trichobilharzia szidati, 642 nucleotides long. NCBI's taxonomy places the organism in Eukaryota, Metazoa, Platyhelminthes, Trematoda, Strigeidida, Schistosomatidae. The record is from the annotation of a GenBank genome assembly.
AUGGCAUAUUUUGCAGUACUUCUACCUGUUGAAAUUAUGCAGUCGAAUGCAGUUGCUGUGACAUUUGCUGAUAGAAUAUAUGGUCAAUUUUCAUGGAUAAUACCAGUAUGCGUUUCAUUAUCAUGUUUCGGUGGUUUAAAUGGACUUUUGUUUACAUCAGGCAGACUUAAUUUUGUUGCAGCUAGAGAAGGUCAACUUCCUGCGCUGUUGGCUACUAUUCAUGCUAAACGUCUUACACCGUUACCAUCCAUCCUUUUAAAUUCACUACUUGGUUUAUUAAUGCUUGUUGUUACUGAUCUAUUCGCCCUUAUCAAUUAUGUUUCAUUUGUUCAAUGGUUAUCUAUUGCUGCGAGUAUUUUGGGUAUGAUAUAUCUCCGCUACAGUCAACCUGAUAUUCCUAGACCAAUCUGUUUACCGUUAAUCAUUCCAAUCACAUUCUUGCUAGUAUGUUUAUUUCUGAUUAUUAUGCCAAUAUUUCAAACGCCUAAAGAAGUAUUGAUUGGUCUGGUAAUUGUUCUCUCUGGUAUACCAGUUUACCUAAUUGGUAUUGUAUGGAAAUCGAAACCGAAGUCUUUUAAGAGAAUCUAUGGUUAUAUCACCUUACAGUGUCAGAAAUGGUUACACGUAAUCUAUCCCGAAUGA